This is a messenger RNA of Exaiptasia diaphana, 2190 nucleotides long. RefSeq names its product von Willebrand factor A domain-containing protein 7. The transcript is spliced from 6 exons. The coding region runs from base 25 to 2016 and encodes 663 amino acids. The record is from RefSeq and is a predicted model, not a curated record. NCBI's taxonomy places the organism in Eukaryota, Metazoa, Cnidaria, Anthozoa, Actiniaria, Aiptasiidae.
AGUGUGAGCAUCAAGAAAGCCACUAUGAGUAAGAAGACUUUAAAGAAAUCUCUCAAGAAAAAUGGAUGGAAAACACCUAUUAUCUCUCAUAGUGUGGUUUUCAAAAGACCAGUUCUGUCUUUAGGCCUUAAACCAAUUGCACCAAGAAAGCAAAGAUUGACCUUCAUUCGACAGGCAAAAACAUACAAAAUACGAAAGACACCGUCAAAUAAGUUCCUCGAAGCUCUCAACGCAAUUCAACGAGGCACUGCUGACGCAAAGGCUGCACAAAAGUGGAAGAGGAAGCGCAAACGCGUUAAUCUACAAGCAACAAAGAAAGCACUCAAGCUAGCGGUCAAAAACCGUAUGUUUCAUUACGCAAGGCACAAGCUUGGACAUGCCCUAUACUCCAUUAAGCACGGCUCUUCACGGAGACCUAAGCGAUCAACAAAAGGUCAGGCAGCMAGUUUUAUGGGUGAUCUCAAGCGACAAAUGGGUACAGACAAGUUUGACGAGUUCAUGGCUGUCAUGGGGGAUGUUACAUUAAUGUUUGCUAUUGAUACAACUGGUAGUAUGUCUGAUGAGAUUGACGCGGCUAAGCGCAUUGCUGUAGACGUGAUCAACUACCCCAGGGAGAAUCCUGUUAGUUAUAUAUUAUCACCGUUCAACGAUCCUAAAACCGGACCCACGACGUUUAAAAAUAGCACCCAAGGAGCAUUAUUCGUCGAUGCCAUUAACAAUUUAAAAGCUCAUGGGGGAGGGGACUGUCCUGAAUUGACGAUGACAGCGAUAUUAGAUGCUUUACAUGAGGGACCUGACUGGGGAUCACCGCUGUACGUAUUUACCGAUGCUUCAGCAAAAGACGACUCCCGGACUAACAUUGAAGAGAUUAAGGAAAUGGCAGAGUUACAGGGAAAUACCAUCAACUUCUUCACAACGGGAUCACACUGCAAUAAUCCAAGUUACAAGUCAUUCCAAGAACUAGCUGAUGCCACUUCCGGUCAAGUACUCAUUCUGUCCAAUCACCAAGAGCUGCUGAAGCUUACUGGCUUCACCGGAAGUGUUUUAGGAGGCUCGAAUGUGAUUAGUUCCGGUUCUAAUAUGUCAAAUCGUAAGAAGCGAAGAGCUGCUGGUGAUCACAGAUACAGUAUCAAAGUUGAUGAUUCAAUCGGAAAGAUGUCAAUUUGUGUUACAACAACUCGUCCCAACCAAGGGGCAGCCAUCUUACUUAUCAACCCAAGAGGAACAACAAUAACAUCAGGAAAAGUCUCGAUGUCCAAAGUAUCAGUCUAUAGCGUCGCCAMACCCAACGUAGGGACCUGGAGUCUAGUCAUUCCAGCGUCUGUAGGGAAACAUAGUUACUUUAUCAAGUCAACAAGCGAUAGUAACAUUGAUUUUGAAUAUUACUUCACGCAUAGCAUAAGGAGACCUGCAACYGAGGUACCAAUARCUAACCCUCUUAAAGGCCGUGGUACGAAAGUUAUCCUAACCUUAGCUGGUUAUCACAAAGUGCAGAAAAACACUGUUGUCUUAGAACUAAUAACAAAGCAUGGAGAACACAUCAGAGAUGUCACGCUGCAGCCCGAUAGUCAAGGAAUGCGUUACAGUGCAACAUUUACCCCACCAUCCCGACCCUUUAAGCUCAAAAUCAAAGGCACUACAAAGGCUGGAAAUUCGUUUGAACGCGUUUCUCGUAACGUCAUCGAACCUAAACACGUUCUACUGCGAGUACUACGGUCUGAUAAAGACUUCACUCUACGACGAGGACAGAGAACCAGAGUCACAUUCCAUCUCUUUAACUCGGCAACUGUUAACAAAGUAGUGAAUAUUGCAGUCAAAGACACCUUACGUUAUGCCGCACCUGUAKCUCGCGCAAGACGUACCCUUAGACCAGGAAAGUGGGGSUUUUUCAGUGUWGAUUUCAACACACCUCGAAAUGCACCAAUUGGAUCUAGUGAUACUGCAAUUGUACAAAUUUCUGUUCAAAAUGGAUCAGAAAGAAGCUCUCUACCCGUUCAACUGAUAGUAGUUGCAUAACAAGRUUGACGGGCUGUAUAACAGGAUUGACGAGUAGUGUAACAGGACUGCAUGACUAGUUCUUUGAGAGAGUUUAUGAUUUAAAACUUAAACUAGACGCCCCUGGGGCGUGAAGUCGGACAUUGUAGCUAUUUUUGAAAAUUGAUAGACACGAGUGAAAAGAUUAUGAUGUUA